This is a messenger RNA of Talaromyces marneffei, 1191 nucleotides long. RefSeq lists its product as uncharacterized. Lineage: Eukaryota; Fungi; Ascomycota; Eurotiomycetes; Eurotiales; Trichocomaceae. The transcript is spliced from 3 exons. The record is from RefSeq and is a predicted model, not a curated record. Gene Ontology annotation, biological process: D-serine catabolic process. Bases 1 to 1191 code for a protein of 396 amino acids. Gene Ontology annotation, molecular function: D-serine ammonia-lyase activity.
AUGGACAUCUCCCUCGAAACGCACCAGUCAUACAUUGGCCAACCCAUCAGCGCCCUUCCCACCCCUGCGCUGGUGAUAAGCAAGCCAGUCCUCGAAAACAAUGUGAAGAAACUCCACGACGAUGUUGAGGCGUUGGGUAUUGGGUUUCGACCUCACGUCAAGACGCUCAAAAGUAUUGAGACUACACGAAUCAUGCUCGGCAAUGGGCGAUAUAAAAAGAUCGUGGCAUCCACAUUGUGCGAAAUCCGGGGGUGUUUGCCACUUGUCAAGGAGGGGAUUCUUGAAGAGUGUCUAUACGGCCUACCAAUCCGACCAUCUGUUCUCGCAGAUUUGGACGCAUUCACGACCCAGCAUGGUCUGAAGAUAGUCCUUAUGAUUGACCAUGUUGAUCAUAUACGUAUCGUGGAGGAGUUCAAUGCUCGUACAGGCCGCACGAACCCCUGGCCGGCAUUUAUCAAGGUUGAUGUCGGCACUAACCGCGCCGGCAUUGAGAACUCAUCGUCACGACUGGAUGGGGUCAUUCAGAAGGCUGAUACGUCUGAGGCCGUGUCGAUAUAUGGCUUUUACUGUCAUGCCGGGCAUUCAUAUGCAUCAAAAACGACCGACGACACUGUAAAAAUCCUUCAUGACGAAAUCAACGGCGCGUUGGCAGCGGCUAAGAAGCUUAUCGAUCCCAAGACGGAACUUGUGCUCUCCAUUGGCGCUACUCCAACGGCUCACGUCAUUUCGAACUUGAAAUCCGGCAUGCUGGAAAACACGCAGCUAGAGUUGCAUGCCGGUAACUUCCCGGCAAAUGAUCUUCAACAAGUCGCGACCGGCCUCGUGUCGGUUUCAGACCAAGCAGUCAGAGUCGCAGCUGAAGUGUGUAGCGUAUACCCCGAGCGAAAUGAAGCCCUCAUCAACGCGGGUGUACUCGCACUCACAAAAGAAACAAGCUCCUUCAGUGGCCUAGCCAGAUGGACGGAAGGACUGGACUGGAGUAUUGUGCGCGUUAGUCAGGAACACGGUAUCUUUGGCUGGGUGGGGAGUGACGAAAGGAGGGAAAACGCCGAGGAGAGGUUCGCGAUUGGUCAGAAGGUGCUGCUGUAUACUCAGCAUGCGUGUAUUACGAGUGCGAUGUUCCAUGCGUUUUACGUGGUAGAUGAGCAGGAUAUUGUUCGCGAGACGUGGGUGCCGUGGAAGGGGUGGUAA